Porites lobata is the source of this 4856-nucleotide messenger RNA. Lineage: Eukaryota; Metazoa; Cnidaria; Anthozoa; Scleractinia; Poritidae. The record is from the annotation of a GenBank genome assembly.
AGAACAGUCAUUUUCAUUCGCAAUAAACGUCGAAGUUCAGAGAAGAAAAUUUUUUAAAAUAUAUUUCGAAGAAUCGGCGGCUCGAACUGUGUUUUUGUACACCGCCAAAGGACAUCAUUAUACAACCAGAAAGAAGAUAAAAUUGAAUAAGCAUCGAGAAAAACCGACUUUUGAAAUAUCUAAUGAAGUAAGUGUUUUUUGAGUUUUAUUGCUCGUGUUCAGUCAGGCGAGAUAUUUUCAACUGUUAUGCUAAACAGGUGUGAUGUAACCCUUGCUAGAGCUUUUGUUAUAAAUUGAAAAAGCAAAAUAUCUGAAUACGUAGGCAUGCUUCUCACAUUCACCCGCUCGAAAUUUUCCGGUUUGGCAAAAAUGGCGACGGGAAGAAAACAUUUCGCGUAUAAGUUCGUCAGUACGUUCUUCAGUACAGAGCGCCUUUUAUCGGAUUAACGCGGAAAGAAUACAGGUUUUCAGUUACUAAAGCCAUAACUAAAAGAAAAACCCAGUGUUAAAAGCUAGAAAAUCAAUCAGUAUUAUUGGUUUAAAAAGGCGUGAGAUUGUCUAUGUGAUUAUUUUUUCUUGGUUUGUAUUUUAUAGGCACGAGCGAGGGUUUUAUUUGUCGUUGAAGAAUUGUUGCAACUCGCUGACCAGAGGAUAACUUCUGAAGAUGAUUUUUCCGUGAAGUAUUGAUUGAGUCCAUCUUGAGAUGAUCGCUGUUUUUAUUUUGUGCGUAUUUUUAAGCACGAACAGCGUCGUCGAAGGGCAAACAACUUCCAGUUCAGCAACCAAACAAUUUAAAGGUAAAGUCUUGUUAUUUAAUACUUGAUAGUUUAUUUUUUGUCUUCGGUCGCAACUUUUAAAGAUGGAGCGCAUUGUAAACUCUUAACACCGUUAAAGUUUGUAUUGUGUGUGUAUUAUUUCAGGACAUAAAAAGAUUUGAAUAUUCAACUUUCUGUUCCAAAUAGCGAUCUCAAAAAUAACUUUUAUUAUUUCCAAGCUGUUAAAACUCACUUCAUUUGGAAAGGGAGCGCCAACUUUGUUUGCGAAAGGCGAGUCAAGCAUCUUUCAACAACGAUAUUUUGUUGCCACAAAACGUGAAGAAAAACAUAAAAUAUGUUUAUAAUUGACGUAUGUUUGGUUCCCGUGAAAGAAACUUUUUCCGCAAUUUUUAAUGUUCGCCUGUCGGUUUGGACAUGACCUCCGGUUGUUGUUAAUUAAACACUUAAAAUUGCUUGGCAAUUUCGAAUGGUUUGAUCUCAUGCGGAACAAUGCAAAUUUUCAGCUUUUGUCUGGAAUGGUCUAGGGUCAUAUAAAACACAAUGAGGUUGUGAACAACAGGAAAAUAUUGCCCUAGAAAACCUUUAAUGAAACCCCAAAAUUUGCGCGUAAUGAACCGGGUAGGUACAAAAAAAUUACAAAAAAAGCUGUCAUGACUUGAUGCCGUCGAGUCUAUAAAAAGUAAAGAAAAAAUGAUUUUCUUUUCAUGUUCAAUUAAAAUCACAGAUAGCUAUUAAAAAAUACCUGUAAAUUCUAGAUAAUUGAUCUGGUGUUUAUUUAAAUGGUCAAAAAGGGGGGAAAAGGGGGUGUUUAGGGAUGUGAAAAUGAAUUUGUCAAAAGUGAAUAUUUUUGUUAAUAAAUUUAGUCCCCAUAAUUUUGUUAUAAUCUGAUAACAUCAGUCGGUUUUAUCGGAAGGAUAAGGACAGUCAACUAUAAGCCUACCUAGGUGUAUAACACAGGUUAUUUUUGAAACGAAUUACUUCAACUAACCAAUAAGGAAGCUUUUUAAAGCAUUAAUUCUUAUCUGAUCUCUAAAAGUGUCCAUGUAGUGCUAAGUACUGUUUUAUAAAAUCUGAGCACCACAAGAAAUUUAAUGUUUCAAUAUGUAAAAUAUACAGUAUGUGCUGACAGGAACGAGGUCGAUUGUUGAUAUGUUUGGAGGUAACGAUAUUUUUUUAAUAAGGUUCGAUUCCCUGUCAUGGCUUAAUUUUUCUUUGUUAUUUUACUAAACAUAUUCAAGUUACUUUUUAUUAAAAUGAUCUUUCACUUAUUCAACACCUGUACGCAAAUUAUAUUUUCAGCUUUUAAUUUAUUUUGUAUUUGUUCCUCACAAAUAAUAUUCGCGGACUCUUAUUGUUUGUAAAUUCGACGCACACUGAUUGAGUUGCUUGCGAAUACAAACGAUGAAAUACGUUUUUGAUCCAGGUACAACAAAGCUCAAAACUAACAAUUUUUAACUUCGCACCAUUCAUAACAUCUCUGAUGUUUAAUCAUGAAUUUUUUAGCUUCAUAUAAUUAUAUCUUGUUACUCUAUUUUUUAUCAUUAUUUUCAUAAAAUUUAUUUUGUGUAUCCGCGAAGAAAAUUGUCUUCCGUUUAAUGCCUCGUUCCACCAACUUUCACGAAUUUGGAUGUUACUUAACAUUCGCACUUUAAAGCUUAUUUUUCAGACUCUGAGCUACCGAAAUUCUGUUUUAAAAUUCAAUGUAACAUGCGGUUUUUUUCCCAUUUUGGAAUAAAAACGUGUACUGCCCGUGGACGUCCUUGAAGAUAUAUAUAAUUAUAUUUUUUUUAUCAUGUUUUGGAUCAUUACUCAGUUCUAAAUUCGUUUUGCCACUUUUGGUUCAGACGAAUAGGCCACGAAAAUUUUCCGUUGAAUGACUUUGGUUUAAUAAAUUUUUUGAGUUUACGAAGAUACAUGGAAUGUUUUUUUUGUUAUUUUUUUUAGGUUAGAAGAAAACAAAAACUGAUUAUUUUAGCCCGCGAAGCCACAGAUUUCACCUGAAAUAUGGACAAAUCUUAAUAGCAUUCUUCUUUCCUAUUUUGAACAAUCAAUCGAGACAGAACGGUGCCUGAUCUUAGAUCUUAAGAACCAUGAAAACUUGGCAAUUUUUUUUCCGUCAUGGAUUCGGAGUUACAAAUAUACAGAAGAUUAUUUGACAUUUUAAUAUCGAUAAAAAUAUGUCUUGCAUAAAGGCGUUGUCGAUAUCCUCUACUAGCAAAUGGCGAUGUUUAUGAGUUGCUUAGGAUACCAUCGAGGGAGUUUUGAAUCGCCCGAAGUACAGGGGCCAGUUUCUUUAAGAAAAAGAGAAGUUACGUAGCUUAGAAGGAAAAGAAUUAUAUUUUGUUUCACUGUAAGAUCUAACUUAAGAUGGUCACGCUGGAGAUGGUUCACGUUCACUAAAACCAAAUUUCUGUGGCCUCGGUGACCUCACUGCUAUUUGUUACACAGGGGAGUCGCUCUGAAAGGCUGUAACUUCAACAGCGUGAGAUGUUUAAUGAUGCACACUAUUGUGUUCAUAAAGACGCUUAACAUUCGCUAAUCUUGGCCCUUGAUGCUCAUGGAUUUAACACCAAUUUUUCAGUUUAACCUGGUGCCGAAGAAACUGGUACUCUCAUCCCAUCUCUAGCAAUCUUUCAAAACUCUUGUCCAAUCUCAAUUAUUUUAACUGAUAUUUUCCCUUUUUCUACAUUUCUUGUAGUUCCUCAGGCCGCGAUCAUUUUCCUGGCAUUUCUUGGAGCAUGUCUUGUAUUCGUAUUUAUCUUAUACAAGAUCCUUCACUCUAACAUUUGCAAGGUAGACCACGAGAAAUUGGGCGGAAAGAAAGGAGUGGGCUAUGUUGAACUGGGUCAAUCCCCUUCUUUGGGCGAGGAUGUCAUGGAAGAAACGGACAGUGUGGACUUUAUGGAACAGGAAACCACGUUGAGUGAUAGAUCCAGAGACAGUGAUGCGGAUUGGCAUAAGCCACUCCAAGCUAAAAGCAGAAGUAUGGGGGAUCUGUUUUCGGACAAGUCGCCGAAAAUACCUGCUCGGAGAAAGCUUACCGCGUGGGAACGACCUUCGAUCGAGGCCGUCAAGGCAGCAAGUCAUCUUAACGUACUCACUGCAUAUGGUGAUGCGGCUAGUACUCAACGUACUGCCCGGAGAUCUCGACCAUCUAGGGGGGAAAUUAAUUGUAUUGCAAAGCUCCAGGUUUCUGUCGGGUAUUCUCAGACCUCCAAUCGCUUGGAGGUGACAAUUAUUCGCGUACAAGACUUUCCAGAGUCGAUCGCCCUGAAUAGCACUACGUCAUCAAUGUCCGUGCAUCUCACACUGAUGCCCUCCAAACGAUUUCGGUUUAAAACGAAAACGAAGGCCACCGCUGAUGUGACGAUCAAUGAAACUUUUGUAAUGCGCGGGGUAACGGAAAGUGAACUUAUGGAUAGCACAUUUCGUUUUCGCAUCUACUCACAGGGAUCCAUGAAAAAAGGGAGGCUACUAGGUGAAACAGAAACAAACGUAACUGAUUUUGAUCUUGACGACAUCGUAUCAACAAUGUGGAUCAUGGUACCCCCUGCCGAUGAACAGAAAAAACCCACUCCGAGCAAACCGAGACCUCCGCAGCGCAAAUGACAUGAACUGUGAAUGAUCUUAAUCAUGUUUUACAAUUAGAGAGAUUUAAAGGAUAGUUUGACUAUCUUUUGCUCUAUGAAAAGAAAUUACACUGAAAGGCAACGUUGAAAUCCCUUUCGGUCAUGGAGUCAAUUUAUGGAAAAUGUCAAGUGGUUUGAACUUUUCAGCCUGUGGAUUGGAGCCGGUCAUGAAGCCGUUCAAAUGAAACCUCUUUUGUCAUAUAAUUUCACAUGGUGCCAUUUGUUUUUCAAUAUUAUACAAAUGGAAUAUGCAUUUUUCGUAACAUUUUAAUCAGUAGGCGAGUCUAACAGACUCGAAUGUUAGGAACUCCUUGUAUAGCACCAAAAUUAAAACAGCACCAAAGUGAAGUGUCGCUUUCAGUUGAAAAGGCUGAAGUUGACAAUUUGAAAAAUUGUGAAUUAAAUAUUGAGGGCUGCAGUGUUUUGUCUCAGUGUUUUGAAUUGAAUGCAC